Cyphomyrmex costatus is the source of this 4146-nucleotide messenger RNA. RefSeq names its product retinal guanylyl cyclase 2. Gene Ontology annotation, cellular component: plasma membrane. The transcript is spliced from 21 exons. Gene Ontology annotation, biological process: intracellular signal transduction; protein phosphorylation; cGMP biosynthetic process. The record is from RefSeq and is a predicted model, not a curated record. Bases 1 to 4146 code for a protein of 1381 amino acids. Gene Ontology annotation, molecular function: adenylate cyclase activity; guanylate cyclase activity; peptide receptor activity. Lineage: Eukaryota; Metazoa; Arthropoda; Insecta; Hymenoptera; Formicidae.
AUGGCCGGGAAUUGUUUUCGCUGGCUCUGGUGGUGGCUCCCGAUCGCGGUCCUAUCCGGGUGCUUCGUCCCACCGGCAGUCGAAGCAGGUAUUUCGUGCACGUCCACCUAUCCCGCGGAGACAUCGCGUGACAAACGGUACGACACGGACGUAAUAAUCUUUCUGGGCGAGAGAUGCGAUGGGGAGAUCAACAUCACCGAGAUACAGGAUCACUUGGAGCACGCGCCCGAUCUAACCAGCGAGCUCUCGAUCAGCGUGUUACCGAGAUCCCUGACGUGUGAGACGGAAACUGGAGGUCUUGGCGCGCUGAUGCACGCUUUUGGCGAGAGCAACGCGAAGGCGGUGAUAGCCGCGCUCGACAGCUCGAUCUGCGAGGUCGCCGCCAAACUCGCGCAUCUUGGGAAUAAACUGCUGCUAACUUGGACUUGUCCGCUGAGAGAUUUAAAGGAGAAGGAUCUAUCUUCGAUCAUUAGGCUUUCUCCGUCAUUACCGUCAAUGGCAAAUGCCGUAGCGGAAAUAUUUCUGCAUUUGCAGUGGAAGACCGCGGCUGUUAUCAGCAUAGAUCGCGAACCGUGGUCCAGCCUGGAUCAUGCCAUGAUCAAUGCGUUCCGACGGAUCGGCGUCGUUCUGCGGUACCAUCUGAUUCUACCCCAUCGCGCCACCCUCGAGCAGAUCCGCAGGAUUCUAAGAUCCGUGCACAGUGUCUCCCGUCGUGCUAUGGUGCUCUGUCUACCGCUGCUCGACGAGAUGACGAGCCGCGUUCUGAUCGAAUUGAACGUCGCGUGGCAAACGCACAUCCAGAAUUCCGCCAUCCUGAUGAUCCACACAGAGGAUAUCGACCUCUUUCUACCGAAAGACGUCUCGCCGCCCACGUCGCACCCCAUCGAUCCAUCAACCUCGGUCCACUCAGCGAUUACUCAGUCUUCCAAUUUUUCUACCUCGAAUGUAACUCACGCUGGCCCAUAUGCGACCCCGGAAAGAGGUGAGAGAAUGCAGAGGGUGCAGCAGACCGCGCGGAGAUUCGCCCCACCAAGAAAUCUCAGCAGCACCACGAUAGAAAAUCUACUUGUGGUCGCGCCGCUUGAUCAGAGGUACGACGUGAAGAAGAUCUUUAAUGGCACGCAAGAUUACGCAACGCUGGCGUUGUUCGAUCGACUGAACGAAUCAUUGACUGUGCUAAUGCGCGAUAACAGCAGUCUUGACAGCCAUAACAAUAAGAUAUACACUUAUGCCCUGAUGAAUUGGCGUGACGCCGGCUGGGAGCCAAUCCUUGCGGUAGUCGAACGGCAUCAGCAGUUGCUAGUCCAGCAGCUGACGCCAAGCGCUGUGGCAUUUCUGAACAUCGAGGGUCCCGAUCCGCCGUCUUGCGACGUCGAUGGUGAUUGCCCGAAUGGCUUGGCCGACAUGUCUUUCCGUACCACACAUAUCGUAGCUAUUAUUCUGGGGUCGCUGCUGUUCACCUUUGUCGCCAUCGCCGUCGCGAUUAUAAUCCGGAAGCGACUGCUUAAGAAAAGAAUGUCCAAAGGUCCGUACAAAAUCAUUCUAACGACGUCGGACUUCGUUUUUCCUCAAGUGCCUCCAGUAGAUUCCAGAACGGUAGACGAAGGCAUCGAGGCGAUGCUGUGCUGCUGGCUGCAGCAGCUGCAAGAAUUUGGCGGGCCGGAAGUCGAGAAACCGGAUCUGCUUCAACUCGGGAGCGUGAACUCGCUAAGGCCAUACCUGCAGGCCAGCGGGGGAAACAUACCGAGGCAUACCUUCUUCAAGGAUCCGCGUGCUAGAUAUAACGGUGACUUGGUUCAAUUGAAGGAGCUGCCCUUUCAAGGUACGUUCGAACUGAAGAGCAAGGCCAUGGACGUGCUGGUCACGAUCCACGGGCUGCGACACGAGAACCUCAAUCCUCUGAUUGGAUGCCUUAACGAACCUACGAGACCUUGUCUAGUAUCGGAGUACUGCUCAAGGGGCUCCCUGGAGGACGUACUCGUCCAGGAUGAGAUUAAACUCGACUGGUCCUUUAGAUUAUCCUUACUUACCGAUCUUGUACGGGGUAUGAAAUACCUUCACAGCACUCCAAUACGCGUCCAUGGCUAUCUCACGUCGCGAAAUUGCGUGAUCGAUGCGAGAUGGGUCUUAAAAGUUACCGAUUACGGUUUGCCUGCAUUUUAUGAAGCUCAGAAUAUAGUACCACCAGUAAAAACAGCUCGAGAUCUGUUAUGGACCGCGCCGGAACUGCUUAGACAUCCGAAUUUACAGAAAAAGGGAACCCAGCCGGGAGACGUUUACAGUUUCGGAAUUAUCAUGCAAGAAGUCGUUGUUCGCGGAGAACCAUUUUGUAUGCUCGCCCUAUCUCCAGAAGAUAUAAUCGAGAAAGUAAUGAAACCACCACCCCUGAUAAGACCGUCAGUCAGUAAGGGCGCUGCACCACCGGAAGCCAUUAACAUUAUGCGACAGUGCUGGGCGGAAACUGCUGAAAUGAGACCCGAUUUUGAUGAUGUACACGAUCUCUUCAAGAAGCUAAAUCAUGGGAGAAAGGUAAACUUCGUGGAUACGAUGUUCCAAAUGCUCGAGAAAUACUCGAACAAUCUGGAAGAACUUAUUCGUGAGCGUACGGAACAGCUUGACAUGGAGAAGAAAAAGACCGAGCAAUUAUUGAAUAGAAUGUUACCUAGUUCGGUCGCCGAAAAACUGAAGCUUGGCAUGCCCGUUGAUCCUGAAGAGUUUCGCGAAGUCACCAUUUAUUUCUCGGACAUCGUUGGCUUCACGACGAUAUCCGCGCGCUCGACACCUUUUCAAGUGGUCGAUCUUCUCAAUGAUCUGUAUACUUGCUUCGACGAUACGAUUAAUGCAUACACGGUUUACAAGGUGGAAACUAUCGGAGAUGCCUACAUGGUUGUAGGCGGUUGUCCAGUAAGAAUACCCGAUCAUGCAACUCAAGUAGCAACUAUGGCGCUUGACCUGUUACAUCAAAGUGGAAAGUUCAAGUUGAAACAUCUUCCGGACACUCCGCUUAGAUUACGCAUUGGCCUUCAUACGGGCCCGUGCUGUGCCGGCGUAGUAGGUUUAACAAUGCCGCGUUAUUGCUUGUUCGGUGACACUGUGAAUACCGCUUCGAGGAUGGAAUCGACUGGGGCGCCGUGGCGUAUCCAUCUGAGCCAGGCGACAAGGGAUCGAUUGACACAGGUUGGUGGAUACCACAUUGAAUACCGAGGGCCCACUGAUGUCAAGGGUAAAGGCAAGAUGCCGACCUACUGGCUUCUCGGCAAGCAGGGUUUCGACAAGGAGCUCCCCAAGCCGCCACCCCUUAGGGAGAGCCAUGGGCUCGACGAAAAUCUCAUGCUGGACAGCCUCCAGAACGGAGUCGGUACCUUGGCGUGCCCCCAGCUACCGGUAAUCCCGUCGCAGGACGAGACGCACGAAGAACUGCCGAGUCCCGAAAUUAAACCCGACCGUCAGGAGUCCGUCAGCAGCGAAGUCACUACUGGCAGUAGUCGAGCCGCGUCUUUCGAGGAGGCUGCCAGCACUAGGAAGGUCGCCGUGUCCGUACACAACGAACGCACCUUACUGCCGAGCUAUUCUUUGAAGUCCACCAACGACUUCAUCGAGGUAUUACAGGGCAAGCAGGACACAGCGACGAAGACGAGCGAGGCGGUUCACAGCGGCAUGACCAAGAGCACGUCCAGCGACAACCAAGUUUCGCUCGGCAUGUCGGCGUCUGGUGCUGAUCCGCCCGCGGCACUCCUCGGCGCGUCUACCAGUUCGCUUACGUCGAUCGCCAGCUCGACGGCGUAUCGACAGCCGCUGGCGAGGCAUCGCCGCUUCGCUCCUGGAUGCAUCGAUGAGAACGAUCUCAGUACACCGUACAAUCAUUACAGAUGUCUGUCGCCCAACGAGUAUCACGUGAAGGGCCCUGGAUGCCGAAUGCUCAAGAGGCAAUUUAGCCUGGAUCGUCCGGACGAACCAGUGUCCAUAAUUCCGGAGCAGCUUCCGCCGAGGUCAACUCCUCGUCUCUACAAGCAAAAUAGCGCGGGCGCAGCCAACGACUUGGAGAGAAUCGAGGAAGUGCCACCAGCAACUCCUAAGCCCCUCCUUCAAAAUUAUCGUCAUGCUGCUUCCGUAUCCCUUUCCGUCGAGUCCCUAUCAUUACGUUAA